Molecule: messenger RNA, 1250 nt
Organism: Syngnathoides biaculeatus (alligator pipefish)
Lineage: Eukaryota; Metazoa; Chordata; Actinopteri; Syngnathiformes; Syngnathidae
Gene: foxi3a
Product: forkhead box I3a
Exons: 3
Coding region: 453-1223 (256 amino acids)
Biological process (GO): regulation of transcription by RNA polymerase II; anatomical structure morphogenesis; cell differentiation
Molecular function (GO): DNA-binding transcription factor activity, RNA polymerase II-specific; RNA polymerase II cis-regulatory region sequence-specific DNA binding
Source: RefSeq, a predicted model, not a curated record
GUUAAAUGAAUAAUGUAUUCACGGUAGGCCGUUCAAAGUGUUUACAAAAAAUGUGAUUUUGAGCUGAUGAGUAACGACUGAAACUGUAAAAAGAGAUUCGAUCAGUCAUUGUCAUCUGCCCCAGGGCAGGAAUUCAAGCCGCCUUCACUCACAACAACCAAUAAGUGCGUGUAGGCUAUUUGUGUGUGUCACCGACAGCCAAUCAGCUUGCAUGUGGGCGGUGCAACCGACUAUAAGUGCAGGACCUUCAGUCUCUGGGCGUGGAUCCCAGUGACUUCAGCCUCUACACCCCUCCACCUCCACCUGAAUCCAGACACUCUUCACUGGCGCGCCUCCCGCCAGACCUCGGCCUCACCUACGGGCCCGUCGGAGAACACCCCGACUUUGGAGCUCCCUUCUACAACCACCAGGAUCCUUUCCUCCCUGGGGGGCCUUGGUACUCCGCGGCCGGCAUGCUGGGCCUGGCCCGACCGCCGUACUCCUACUCGGCCCUCAUCGCCAUGGCCAUCCAGAGCUCGCCCUCGCAGCGGCUGACGCUGAGCCAGAUCUACCAGUACGUCUCGGAGCACUUCCCCUUCUACAGCCGCAACAAAGCCGGCUGGCAGAACUCCAUCCGCCACAACCUGUCGCUCAACGACUGCUUCCGGAAGGUUCCGCGGGAGGAGAACAAUCCCGGUAAAGGAAACUUCUGGACUCUGGACCCAAACUGCGACAAGAUGUUUGACAACGGCAACUUCUGCCGCAAGAGGAAGAGGAAAAGCGACACCUUGACCUCCGCCAAGACACGUCGCAACUCCUCGUCCGACUCCUCGUCCGAGCCCAGCCCCAAAUGUCCCGCCGUGCAUUGCAACUUGGAGUUUCCUGGCCUGCCGGAGCAGCACAUCUCCCCUCAGUCUUCCACGAGCAUGCAGGUCCCAGAGGAGUCCUCCCCGAUUCCUCCUGCUCUUCCUCCUCAGCAGUUUGUCUACUCGCCAGGAGCGGUGGUGCCUCAGUGGGACGCCUGUAGCUCUCCUCCUCCUCCUUCAUUUGCUCCCGCCAUGUCGUUCCUCCACCCUCACUUCUCGCCGCCGUCGCUCUACAGUGACCUGGAGACCACGUGCACUCCUCUGUCGGAGUUCCACGGGGAGCAGCCGCUGCAGUUGGACCCCUUCCAGGUUGAACUCUUGGGGGGCCUCAUGGAGGAGCUGCCCCUUGACUCAUUGCUUAUCAAGCAGAGACUCUAACGUCCAUUUGAUGAUUUAGAAUGUACA